AUGGCUACUUAUCAACCAUAUAACGAAUAUUCGUCCGUUGGAGGAGGUGAUGGGGGUGGAUUCGAGACAACUGAUCAGAGACCCAAUUCUAGCGAAUCGGGUGGGGCACAGGGACGUUUCACGACACUGACUCCCGUUACUAUUAAGCAGAUUUUGCAGUCACAACAACAGGUGCAGGAUGGACCAUUUGUGAUAGAUCAACAGGAAUUAUUCCACGUUUCGUUCGUCGGUGUCGUAAGGAAUAUUGUUGAUGAGACUUCUAAUGUUAGAUUGACUAUAGAAGAUGGGACCGGCCAGAUUGAUGUCAAGAAAUGGAGUGCAGAUCCAAACGACGUCGCUGCGAGCCAGGACGAAAAUCUCAAGAAGAAUUAUAGUUCUCAAGUUGCGCAACAGUACCAUAUCGGGACCUACGUAAAAGUUUUCGGUGCAUUGAAGGAGUUUGGUGGGAAACAACAUGUACAAUACGCUUUGAUCAAAAAUAUUGAGUCCUUCAACGAGGUAAUAACGCAUCAUUUGGAAGUCAUCAAAUGGUUUACAAUUUCUAACGGUAAGUUUUCACCUUCAAAGGCUAAUGCAGACGAGCAGGCUACUACCAGUAACAACGGACCUUCACUAUUCGUUAGAGAAUCAGAUUCCCACGAUACGGGCAACCCACUACAAAGAGUAUUGGCGUUCUGUAGAGAACAGUGUGCGGGCAAAGAUCCAAAUAAUUUUGCUGUUCAAGUGCAACUAAUCGCUCAAUCGCUGAACCUCGAUGAGACGACCGUCAGAGAUUGUUGCACAACUUUGACUGAACAAGGCUUUAUCUAUCCUACCAUCAAUGACAGCAAAUUCUUCGCGUUGACGUCUUAA
Torulaspora delbrueckii is the source of this 852-nucleotide messenger RNA. It is a transcript of the gene RFA2, whose product is annotated as Rfa2p. The record is from RefSeq and is a predicted model, not a curated record. Gene Ontology annotation, molecular function: DNA binding. Gene Ontology annotation, cellular component: nucleus; DNA replication factor A complex; chromosome, telomeric region. The coding region runs from base 1 to 852 and encodes 283 amino acids. Gene Ontology annotation, biological process: DNA replication; nucleotide-excision repair; double-strand break repair via homologous recombination. The transcript has 2 exons. Lineage: Eukaryota; Fungi; Ascomycota; Saccharomycetes; Saccharomycetales; Saccharomycetaceae.